CAAAACAAACGUGCUGCAAAAAUCGCAGAAAGCCUCUAAAGAGCUUAAAUUUUUAUUAAAAUACAUAAUUUAAAUGAAAAAUGGCAGUGCGGCCUCAGCGUAUACAUGACGGUGCCGUUGUUGAACGCAGACUACGCCCGAUAUACGAUUGGCUCGACAAUGGAAAUAACAAAAAGGCAUUGCAAGAAGCAGAAAAAGUACUUAAGAAAACUCCGACUCUGCAAGCUGCUCGGGCGUUGAAGGCUCUAGCUAUGUUUAGGUUAGGAAAGGCACAGGAGGCCUAUGUCGUGCUAGACGCUCUUUCUGAGGAGAAGCCGAGUGACGAUACGACCCUGCAGGCCAUGACUAUUACUUAUAGGGAGUCCCAGCAAUUGAACAAAGUGUGUGCACUGUAUGAAGCGGCAGUGAAGGUUGAGCCAACUAGUGAGGAGCUGUAUUCACAUUUAUUCAUGUCGUAUGUGAGAGUCAGUGACUACCGGUCACAGCAGCGAGCUGCGAUGGCAUUGUAUAAGUUUGCACCAAAAAAUCCCUACUAUUUUUGGGCUGUUAUGAGCAUUGUGUUACAGGCUAAAACUGCUGAGGAUGCAACAAAAAAAGGUAUUCUUCUUACAUUAGCACAGCGGAUGGUUGAUAACUUUAUAUCGGAGAAUAAAAUGGAGGCAGAACAGGAAGCAAGCUUAUACAUAAUGAUUUUAGAAUUGCAAGAGAAGUGGCAAGAUAUUCUUAAGUUCAUUGAAGGUCCAAUAUACACACAACUAGUGCCCGGGUCCAGGGCUCAAGCUAGCAUACCCUUUUUAAAAAAACUAGGUGAAUGGAAACGUCUAAACAUACUUUGUAAAGAGCUGCUCUGGGAUAAUGUAGAUAGAUGGGACUAUUAUUUACCGUAUUUUGACUCUGUUUUUGAAUUAAUUAAUAAUUCCGACAAUGAAGGUGACGAGAGCACAGACAACACUGCCGAGAAGUGCCACGAAUUUAUUUGCCAACUAGUCGAAAGUAUGUCGUCGAAACGAACUCUCCGAGGUCCGUAUUUAGCUAGAUUGGAGUUGUGGAAACGUUUGUCGGUUGACGGUGAUCCAACUUCAUUAUUGGGCAGUGGUGUAGCUCUAUGUAUUCAGUAUUUAAGGGUAUUUGCAAACAAGCCGUGUGCUGUGCCAGAUUUAAAACCGUACCUUGUUAUGAUACCUCAGAAGGAAAGAGAAGCGCAUUGUAGAGAUUUCCUGACUUGUUUAGGCUUUGAUGAGAAUAGUGAACCUGAUACACAAGACGACAUCCAGCGUCACAUCUCGUGUUUACAAGCUUGGAGACUCACCUCUCCGGAGGGGACCUUAGAGGAGAAUUUGACAAUAGCAAAUACUCUCCGACGGCACUACCUUCGCUGCCUCAACAAGGGUCUAGUCACCGCCACCCCUACAGAGUUCUGUUCGGCGGACCAGUAUGCUGUGCUCGCUUCACAUCAUUAUUUCUAUGCAGCGGCCCAACAGCAGAGCGUGACUCCGGUGGUGGAAGCCCUGAGCCUGCUGGAGCUGGUGCUGCACCACUCCCCCGCCAACUUCCACGCCAAGCUGAUGCUCGUGUCGCUGUAUCACAUCUUAGGUAACGCGGUAUGCGCGUCGCACGCGUACGUGCGGUUAGAGUUGAAGCAGGUGCAGCUAGUGUCACUGGGGUGGCUGCACGCCGCGCGCCUCGCGCCCGCACUCGCCGCGGCGCGCGCGCUCCGCCUGCUCGCUGACACCGCCGCCUUCCAUAGACACCACGGCAAGGAUAGCGUCGAGAACCUCACCUACGCGUACAAAUACGGCACUUUCGAGAAACUCGUCGAACUGUCGGCUUGGAGCGCGCGGCUGGAAGCGUGCGGGUGGGGCGCGAGUGCGGCGCGCGAGCGGGCGCUCCUCCCCCUGCUCGCCGGCCCGCCCGCGCCGCUACACGCCCCGCCCCCACUACCGCCACACCCUACUGACAAUAGGGAUUUAGCGGCGAUAGUGUCGUGGGAGCCGCCGCAGUGUGCGGACGCGGACGCCAAGGCGCGCUCAUUCGAUGAGGACGUCGCGCAUUUGAGACUGAAGGAUGGACUGGUGUCGUGUAUAGCGUUAUGUAUCGAGUGUUCGGAGGGUAUGGGGGAGGCGCGUGCGGCGCGGCGGGAGGAGCUCGGCGCGGGCGUCGCGGCGCUGGAGGGCGCGCUGCGGCGGUGCGCCGAGCGGUACACCGCCCCGCCGCCGCUGAAGGCCACCGCGCCGCUGCCGUCGCGGAUAUACGGUCUAGUCCAAUCUGAAAUCCCGUACGCGACGCUGUACGGUCACUCGUUACGGCUCGUGUGGGCGGCGGCGGGCGGGGCCGACGGCGUCCGCACGCACGCUGCAGCGCUCCGCGACGCGUUACUUGCGACGCGCGCCCCGUUAACCGCGUGCGUAGGACGAGCUAAAGACGCGUGGACGUUGCGAGAUGCGUUUGAGAUGUUUGCGAAUUAUUUGGAGUUUAUCGGCAUCAUUACGUUCCUGUUGGGCGUCUGUAACGAGCUCAUCACGCCGGCCAACACGAAGAAAUCAAAAAAGAAAACGAAUCAGUCGCCCGAUCAGAUCGAAACGACCGAACUCCUGAACAAAUUGAACGACGAAGUGCAGGAAACUAUCACCUUCGUGGAGGAAAUAUUCGAGGAUUGGCCAGUGUACGAGUACAAAUCCACUCUGCAAGAGGAACUAGAGAAAUUAGGACUGACAGACUACCAGUGUACAGUGGGGGAGAGGUUAAAAAGUGGUGUGCAAGAAAUACUAGAAGAUGUCAAGAAUAUAUUAAAAAAGAAGGCGAAGUAUCUCAAGAGUCUGCAGUGAAGUGUCCUUGUGCAAUAUGAACCUGGUUCUGUCAUUUUAAUUCUUUAAUGCAGCUUCGUUACGGACUGGAUGCAAUAGUAUUAUAAGAGUACAAUAUGAUAUGCUCACGAAAUAAACCAAUAGGGAAUAUACGCGAAGGUCGGAGUAGAGGGCGCUACUAGCAUAUAUAGUAAACAAUCCGAUAUGUUGCACACACCAUAUUGACAGAAACAUUUUCAAAAGUCCAACAAAACUUUUUGUUUCUGUGCUGGUCCUGCCGUUUAGCGUGAAAACAUUGAAGUAAGGUAUUCUAUUUCAAUUGCUUUUUGAUUGAUCUAAAUUCUAAAAAUCUGCCUUUUGACAUUUGUUUUUUUGUACGUGUAAUACAAUUUUGUUACAUCAACUUUAUCGAAGCUGUAUUAAAUAGCAGAAUCGGAGAAUAGUUCAGUGUUAUAUUACCUUUGAUAAAAGCUUUAUACCGAUAAGGAUGAAUACGCAAAGGUAAAUUUAACUGUGAACAAAUUUUAGUCAGUGUUUACAUAAUAUGCGCAAAACUAAAGCAUUUUACUGUAUGUAGGCUUUUUUUAAUAAUCUUAAAACUUUUUUUACAGGGUUUUAUUCUGUUUGUUAUUACAAACAUAAAAUGCAAAGUACAAAAAAUUUUGUGUCACAAAAACCUUAAUGUCUGUCUGUACAACAUUAGAGAUUCAUCAGAUGCUUAAAAGCGUUCUUACGUCGUAGUUUUGCGCAUGUUUUACUACAUAUCCUGUAAAUAUUGAGGGCUUGGUGUGAAGUAUGCUUCUAUCGGUCACAGAUAUACAAUACUGACUUCUGGCUUCAUAAUAAAAGUCACGGAAGCUGUGGCAUCUCAGCCACAGAAAAUAUAUAUGUACUGUUGCGCUGAUGCUCGAUUUACACGGGUGACUAACGAGUCGUUACCAGUCGAAUUGCCUGUCCAAGCCGAAUCGCCACCCCAUUUACAUAUUCUACAAAAUUCGCCUGUGCCGCCCGAGAUCUCCGCUAUGUAUUUGCAGCAAGCGAUCGCUUGCGACUGAGCGUUUGCACGGUCGAUUUUAGU
Molecule: messenger RNA, 3882 nt
Organism: Aricia agestis (brown argus)
Lineage: Eukaryota; Metazoa; Arthropoda; Insecta; Lepidoptera; Lycaenidae
Gene: psidin
Product: phagocyte signaling-impaired protein
Exons: 12
Coding region: 81-2825 (914 amino acids)
Biological process (GO): N-terminal peptidyl-methionine acetylation
Cellular component (GO): NatB complex; cytoplasm
Molecular function (GO): protein binding; protein-N-terminal amino-acid acetyltransferase activity
Source: RefSeq, a predicted model, not a curated record